UAUUUUUAAUUGUUUGCAUCCUGCGCUGCGUGUUACGGAGGAACAGCAACGCUGACAUGUUGGGGCUGGAGACCCCAGCCUGCUCCAGAGCUGCCGGUAGCUCCUGCCUAGGAGAAAAAGAGCGGUUUGAAUCCUGGUGGAAAAGCUCCACGAGUUUUAUUAGCUGGUGAUUUCCCCCCCCCGCCCUUAAUUCAGACGCUGUCUGUAUUUCUGUGGCGCUUUACAAGAAGCAGAAGACUUAGCACAAGGUUUUUGGCAAAGGGCUGUCUGGAGUAAUUACUGCUUUGGGCAAAAGCUUACGGGACAGCUCAAGAGCAGCCCUCGUUUUGUCAGGCUCCUAAUCGUAGACCUCGAGUUUCUUACCCGGCGCGCGAGGAAGAGGAGGCGUGGAGCUGUAAGGUCUUAAAUUGACGUUGGGUUUAGCAAAGAUGUUUUCACACCUCCCUGGGCUGGCUCUGCUGGCUUUUCUCUUCUGAAAAUGAGCGGCACAGCAUGUUGUUCGGAGAGAUGUCCUGCUGCCUAGAAAUACAGGCUCUGCUGUUCCUGAAACCCCGAAUUCGUUAAUGCGAGAUACCGUGGAAUUAACAGGCCGGGUCCUUUCUCGGGCCGUGUGCCUGAGGAUGGUUGCCCGAUGGGAAGCCAGCGAGGGCAGGGAAGCCUGUUGAAAAUCGCCGGGGUGUGAUUUAGCUUGUAACUACCCGGCUCAGACCGACGCUGUUAAUGCCUGCCGCGGUCCGGUGUUUUCUCUCUCCGCAGGCUCCAUCCGUUUCCCAUCUCUCCAGGAUGAGAGAGGUUUGGGUUCGGCUUUUCCCCUCUCCCUGUAGUUGAUAGUUUCGGAACCAGAGGUGAUGCUGGAGUCAAGAUGGCAGACAGCGUGAAAACCUUCCUUCAUGACCUCGUCAGGGGAAUUAAGGACUCCAUCUGGGGCAUCUGCACCAUCUCUAAGCUGGACGCCCGGAUCCAGCAGAAAAGGGAGGAGCAGAAGCGAAGGAGAGCAAACAGCGCGCUCGCCCAGCGGAGGUUUCACAUGGAAGAGAAGAAGCAAGAGAAUGAACCCCGGAUCGUGAGCCGGAUAUUUCAGUGUUGUGCCUGGAACGGAGGGGUGUUCUGGCUUAGUCUCUUCUUGUUUUACCGAGUCUUUAUACCUGUCCUUCAGUCGGUCACGGCACAGAUCAUCGGUGACCCUUCCCUGCACGGCGACGUCUGGUCGUGGCUGGAGUUCAUCCUCACCUCCAUUUUCAGCGCCCUCUGGGUCCUUCCCCUCUUCGUGCUCAGCAAGGUUGUCAAUGCCAUCUGGUUCCAGGACAUCGCGGAUCUAGCGUUCGAAGUUUCCGGCAGAAAGCCUCACCCCUUCCCCAGCGUCAGCAAAAUCAUCGCCGACAUGCUGUUCAACCUCUUGCUGCAGGCGCUCUUCCUCAUCCAGGGGAUGAUAGUGAGCCUCUUCCCCAUCGAUAUCGUCGGCCAGCUGAUCAGCCUCCUCCACAUGUCGCUGCUCUACUCGCUCUACUGCUUCGAGUACCGCUGGUUCAACAAAGGAAUCGAAAUGCACCAACGGUUGUCCAACAUCGAGAGAAACUGGCCCUAUUACUUCGGCUUUGGCUUGCCGCUGGCUUUUCUCACGGCGAUGCAAUCCUCUUACAUCAUCAGCGGUUGCCUCUUCUCCAUCCUUUUCCCUCUCUUCAUCAUCAGCGCCAACGAAGCGAGGACCCCCGGCAAAACCUAG
Messenger RNA from Aptenodytes forsteri (emperor penguin), 1723 nucleotides. RefSeq names its product EI24, autophagy associated transmembrane protein (gene EI24). Bases 863 to 1723 code for a protein of 286 amino acids. The record is from RefSeq and is a predicted model, not a curated record. The transcript has 9 exons. Gene Ontology annotation, cellular component: endoplasmic reticulum. Lineage: Eukaryota; Metazoa; Chordata; Aves; Sphenisciformes; Spheniscidae. Gene Ontology annotation, biological process: macroautophagy.